This is a messenger RNA of Ictalurus furcatus (blue catfish), 2738 nucleotides long. It is a transcript of the gene puraa, whose product is annotated as purine-rich element binding protein Aa. Lineage: Eukaryota; Metazoa; Chordata; Actinopteri; Siluriformes; Ictaluridae. Gene Ontology annotation, molecular function: purine-rich negative regulatory element binding; RNA polymerase II transcription regulatory region sequence-specific DNA binding; DNA-binding transcription factor activity, RNA polymerase II-specific. The record is from RefSeq and is a predicted model, not a curated record. Gene Ontology annotation, cellular component: nucleus. Bases 288 to 1148 code for a protein of 286 amino acids. The transcript is spliced from 3 exons. Gene Ontology annotation, biological process: regulation of transcription by RNA polymerase II.
UGCGACGGCAGGAGGAGCUCGAGCGCAGCGUGCUGACAUCAGAAGGCGGCCGUACGGCGUGCAAUACUCGCGUGCGUCCGUCUCCAUGCCACGACUCGCUCUUUCGUUCCAUCUUGUGGAGCGGCGAAAGGGAGACGCGCUAGUGUUCACGUUUAGGGCUGGUGAUUAAGAGAACACAGAACGAGAAGACAGGACACCCAGGAUCAGAGAUCUCGCGAGAGCGGCCGCGUGGCUGGCUGGCUGGCUGUGAGGUUGCAGCAGACGGAGGGAGAAGGCAGGCAGGCAUCAUGGCGGACAGAGACAGUGGAAGUGAGCAGGGAGGAGCGGCUACGGGCCCGGCUCUGAGCUCCAUGCACGCGGUGGCAGGAGGGGCGGGCUCGGCUUCCGGCCUGCAGCACGACACGCAGGAGCUCGCGUCCAAGCGCGUCGACAUCCAGAACAAGCGCUUCUACCUGGACGUGAAGCAGAACGCGAAAGGCCGCUUCCUAAAGAUCGCCGAAGUGGGGGCCGGUGGCAACAAGAGCCGCCUGACGCUCUCCAUGUCGGUGGCCGUUGAGUUCCGAGACUACCUCGGGGACUUCAUCGAGCACUACGCGCAGCUUGGGCCCAGCAACCCGGACGCGGUGCAGGACGAGCCGAGGCGAGCGCUCAAGAGCGAGUUCCUGGUGCGCGAGAAUCGGAAGUAUUACAUGGAUCUGAAGGAGAACCAGCGCGGCCGCUUCCUGCGGAUCCGACAGACGGUAAACCGGGGGCCUGGCUUGGGCUCGGCGCAGGGCCAGACCAUCGCGCUGCCGGCGCAGGGGCUCAUCGAGUUCCGCGAUGCGCUCGCCAAACUUAUCGACGACUACGGCGUGGAGGAUGAGCCUGCCGAGCUGCCCGAAGGAACGUCGCUCACUGUGGACAACAAGCGCUUCUUCUUCGACGUGGGCUCCAACAAGUACGGCGUGUUCAUGCGCGUGAGCGAGGUGAAGCCCACGUACCGCAACUCCAUCACGGUGCCCUACAAAGUGUGGGCCAAGUUCGGCAGCACGUUCUGUAAAUACGCCGAGGAGAUGAAAAAGAUUCAAGACAAGCAGCGGGAGAGGAGGGUGUGCGAGCAGCAACAACAGCCGGGAGAGAUGCACCCGGACGACGGGGAUGAGGAUUGAUAAUGAGCGGAGAGUUGGGAGGGAGGAUAACAUGCAAAAAAAAAAAAAAUAUACGAUCAAAACAAAGCGAAACGACGCGUAAAACGAACUUUACUGUACAAAUGAAAGAAACGUAAAGAUUUAACUGUAACGGUUUAACUCCAAGGGGCAGUAAGUAUCCACAAACGUACAGCAAACCUCCACAAGAUGACAGGUGCAACUCGUACCCCAUCACUGGAUGUGAUCCACUUACCCACCAUUAAUACAGUAAGCGGCUGCUAAACAGAGUAAUAACAUUAUAUAGGCUAUGAACUGUGUUUCCUACUUGACUACAGAUAAAGAACUGAGUGUUUAUUUCCCUUAUUAACCGAGAACUUUUAUACACGUCAAAGAUAUUAUAAAAACAGGAAAAAAAAGUGUUUGCAAUGUUCAAAUGGAAUUAUUGCUGAAACAUGAAAAAAACAGUCCUUUAUGUGUAAGCUAAUAACUUCAGCACAACAAAUCAGAUGGUUUUAUUUUAUGUUCUCUCCUUUUUUUUAAACUAAAUUUUCAAAUCCAGUUAAGAGGCUGUCAUGGUAACCAUGCCACUCAUAUGUUAAAAGCAUCACCUGAAGGCUAUUCAGGACCGUGGAGGUGAAAAUGUCAGUGAACGUAGAAGGCCUUGGGUACAGGUUAACUCUGGCAAAGGUCACAAGUGCUCACUGUACUAAAGAAUGCAGUCGGUUUCUUAGACGACCUGUUUGACUGGACGAUGGUCCUUGACAUGGAGACCUAUACGCAAAAGGCGGCCUAUGGAGUAUAAUCCCAGUGUAUUUUUUUAUCCAUUGAAAUAAUUGUCAUGCAGAUGAGUAUACUAUGUACUUGUGUCUUGUUGUCAUGCGAAGUGUAUAGACAAGUUAUGAAAGAUACUUUAAACAAGGGGAAGCAGUGACAACAGAAAGACUACUUUGAAAGUUUUGUAAUGAAAAAUUCUUCCCAAAACUACCAGGCCCCUAGAUGAAGGUGCAAAGAAACAUGAAAAUGCUAAUGUAAAAAAAAUAUAUAUAUAGGCAGAGUAUGAUUUUGUGAGUCAGCUGUAUUUCAGUGCUUACAGAGAAGAUAAUACCCUACGUUUUUAGUGGGGGAAUUAAAUAACAAUCUCUAGAAGGAUUUAAAUAUAUCGGUCUACCAAUGAGAGUAUGAGUGGCACCAAGGAAUGCUGUUGUUGCAUGUUAACCUAUACACAGCUACAUUGAGGUGGGUUUCUCAAUGUGUCCUCAAGGACCUUCUAUUUAGUGAUUUCAUGGACAGUGUCCUGUCAGUGAUGUUUGAUCACUUAGUUGAUGAAUAAUUUCCGUUCAACCUGUAAAUACAGUAUUGAAUCCUUGACUGCUUGAUCAUACAUGAACGACAGGUCUGUUGCAAUGAAAUCUCACACUCUCUCUCUCAGGGGUCCUUUAGGACCUGUAUUGGGGAAAGCCCUAGUCAGACAUGUAAGGAUCUGCAGUGAAGCUUGAUAAUGUUGGUACGUUCCCAGUUUGAGAAAUGUAGCAGGACAAAGUUGGAAUGGAGUGCAUUUGUGGGUAUGGUUUAUCUACAGACAUCUCCGAAUCCAUGCACUUAUUGAAAAGA